This is a messenger RNA of Mauremys reevesii (Reeves's turtle), 2257 nucleotides long. It is a transcript of the gene EFHB, whose product is annotated as EF-hand domain family member B. Gene Ontology annotation, molecular function: calcium ion binding. The coding region runs from base 67 to 1839 and encodes 590 amino acids. The transcript is spliced from 13 exons. NCBI's taxonomy places the organism in Eukaryota, Metazoa, Chordata, Testudines, Geoemydidae. The record is from RefSeq and is a predicted model, not a curated record.
AACCGGAGUAAACAUCCCGCCGGGGCCGCCGCCACCGCCUCUCAGCCUGCCCGGCCGGGCGCCGCCAUGGUCGGGGAGCUGCGGCCGGUGUACGGGGGGCGGUUCUUUGACAGGUUUCCCGAGCUGCCAACAGCAGGAAAACUGAUCCCAAUUGGAGAUACAGCUGCCAGUUGUCUGACUGAAGUUUUUCCCAGGCCUAUUACACCCCCAGUUGUGAGAAAGUUUCUCAAUUCUACAAGUCCAGCUCCUGGUGCUGAAAGAAUAUUCUAUGGCAGAGCAAAUGAUCCUGAUAUUGCAGUUCAUUUGACACAUGGCAUUAGCUCCCGGUCUUCACUAAGUGCUGGCUUCUUGACAAAUCCACCUAGAAAAACUCGGUUUCAACAAAAAAUUGAAGAGAGAAAAGAAGCCCUGUAUUUAAGAAAUCGCCAAGCACCUCUGGGGAGGUCAUAUGAUCAAACUUCAAUGUUACCUAAAGGCAUGGAUGUGACUGCCACCACUUUUGGAACAACAACCAUCAGAGACACACCUGGUGGAGAGCUUAUAAAUCCACCAAAAACCUUUGAGGUAGUGGAUAAUGAAGCAAAAGAAGGACACGAGUUGUAUGUUGUGACACACAAUGAUUACAAUGUAGGGGAAGCAAUAAACAGGAAAUAUGAGCCAUCAACAUUCAACAAAUAUCAUGUUUAUGGAAAAGAAACACCUCACUUUAAUGAUGGACGAAAUGUAUCCAAAUCUUUACGCUGGCUUUACAAUCUCCAAUUAAAGAAAGCAGCAAAAAUAGUGUCCAAAAGAAGUGAUGAUUUCAAGGAAAAGUUUCAGCCUCAGCUUGGAAAAGUCCUUGAUCCCAUAGCAGAAACUAUGAAUGUUCCACCAGACCAUACAUUUGGAAUGUUUCUUCGUCCUGAUGAGUUCGGAGUUGGUGAUCUUCUUCACAAUCGGGUUCCAAGUGAGUUCCUCCGUGGUAAAGACAGAGAGCGAGCUGUCUUCACUGCAAUUCGACAGAAUUUGAAGAAAGCUAACUACCACAAUUUUGGCACAUUACUAGAAGCAUUCAGGCAUUACGACAAGAACGGUGAUGGGAAGAUAGACAAAGAAGAACUGAGGAAGUCUUGUUUUCAGCUAAAUCUCGAUCUAGAUGAGGAACUGUUGAAUGCUUUAUUUGAUUACUGUGAUUUGGAUAAAGAUGGUUUGAUUGACUAUCUGGAGUUUGUAAACUUUCUUAACUGGAAAGACAAAAUGUCUAUUGAAGAAUUUGAAAAAAACAUAAUUACAAAAGGGAAAAAGCCAGAUGGUUCUGAGCCUUCCCUACCUGAAGAUGCAGAAACCAAAAUAAACAAUGGAUCACUCUUAAAAGAUGAAGAUCUUGUACCAAAGGAACCUGGAACCUCAGAAAAGACACCAAAAACUCUUACAAGACCAACAGAUCGUGUAUUUGCUGAUUAUCGCACAACUUCUUCUCAGUACAAUGCAACUGUAGGAGGUCUCCCUGCAACUUGUUACCCAUUAUACGGCAUUCCAACCAUUCGUUCAGACAUUCCUGCCCCUCGUAUUCGCCGCAUCAGUGACAGAACUAAUUAUGGUGAUGAAGCCAAUGCUUAUGCAUUAUUAUGUCCAUCUGUCUUCAGCCAGAAAGGAGUGUAUGAAAAAGAUUUUUUUAAGACAAGACCAAAGGCAGAGAUUGCACGAAUUCUCCGUAACAUUGGAGUGAGCAUUUCAGAUCAAAACUUUGAAGAAAUAUGGAAGCAGGCUUGCAUGAAAAAUCACAGAGGAGAGGUCUGUGUAGAAUCCAUCAGAAAUAUACUGGAUGAGAUACAAGCAUCGCAUACAAAAUGCAGUUGAGGUUUUCUAUUCUUUGUGGUAUUUUAUUUAAAAUAAAAUCUGCCAUAACUUUGGUUUUGACUAGAACAAAUGUUUAAAUGUAUUGUGUUUACAGAAUUAGAAUCCAAUCUAUAGUCCUUCUGUAAGGACUAUGGGAGACCGCAUAUAUAUGAAUCUGUUCUUAUCUCCCAUUAAAGUCUGGGAAUUGGGCCACUGAUUUCAGUGGGAACAGGACUAGGUAUGUUAUUUGCUUAUAAAUUGAAUUCAGUUGUUUCUCUAUAUAUUAUUAUAUGACUUAAUGUGUCUAAGUGUUCAAUAUUACAUUUUAAGCCUGAACACUUUUCCAUCUUGUCUUUGUUUACAAAAACAGAAACCAUUGCAUAAAUAUUUGAAAUGUUUUUACAUACUGAGAAUAAUUAAAUAACAAGAAUUUGUCUGA